CUCACUUCCUGUUGAAGUGAAUGAACGUCACUUCUUCAGGGGAAAGGCUGCUGCUCAGCAAACAGCUCUAAGAUGAAGACUCCCCAGAGCUUUGAGGAGCAAACCGAACGCAUUGUAGAAUCACUGCUCUUUGAAUUCUUGGGUCCACCAGUGGUGAGACAAGGCCGCAGCUUCCAUGGUAAUGAUGUCCUAUUUGAGUUCCAAGGACCCAGCUUCCAAAAUGUUGACGUCCCUGAUUUUGGUGAGCCAAGCUCUUUUGAUGCGACAAUCAUUGCUGCCCGUCUUAGAAUGCUAGGUGAUCAGUUCAAUGGAGAAAUGGAACAAUCUGCCAACAGAGUCAUCGAAGAAGUUACUAAGGGACAGGUAGCUGCUGUAUUACAGGACACAGUGAAAUCACUCAGUCAGACGUGGUGUGCCCAAGAGCCUAGCCUGGCCUAUGAGAGGGCCUUUCUGGCUGUGUCUGUGAAGCUACUGGAGGUUGUCUCCCACAAGAUACCUCAGAGGGCCAGGCAGUUAGCUGGACCCAUGAGGGAUAUGAUCAAUGAGAACAUAGCUGUUCGACAGUAUAUUGAAGGCCAAGGUGGUUGGGAGAAUCUGAGACCAGCUCCCAAUUAACCAUUACCUAAACCUUGACUGGCUGAUUGAACAUCCUCUGUUUAUUAAAAAACAAACAAAAAAAUAAAACCAAAAAAAACAAGAAGGAAAGAAAGAAAGAAAAAGUUUAUUCGUUCAAGAUUCCUGCAGCUAUGGAGUUCCUGAUACCCGCAGGCAUUUUGCAGUCUUUGUUUUUAUUUACAAACAGACAAAAAUAGAUCUUCAAGACUGAAAGGAAGUAAUUCCCUUUGGGGCACUGUGCCAACUUGUCAGAGAGACUUUGGGGUAGGGUGAUUCUCAUAUCACACCCUAUAGCUAAAUGGCUAUUUAUAAAAUCAGCCUUGCCCCUUGAUUUGAGCGUGUACACUAUUCCACUGGUUAUGCAUCCAAAAGAACUUCUGGGAAAUCUAUGGGAUGGUACUGCCCCCAUUUUAAAAAAUUAAUUUAGGGUUGGGACUUGCAAUUUCAUUGAUGUGUAGAACUCAAACUGUAACUCUGCCCUCCGUGUACUUUGUGAUCCAAUGAUAGUCAUCUCCUUGCUUUUCCUUGAACAAAAUAUUACAUCUCCUGA
This is a messenger RNA of Vombatus ursinus (common wombat), 1165 nucleotides long. RefSeq names its product BCL2 like 15 (gene BCL2L15). Lineage: Eukaryota; Metazoa; Chordata; Mammalia; Diprotodontia; Vombatidae. Gene Ontology annotation, biological process: regulation of apoptotic process. The record is from RefSeq and is a predicted model, not a curated record. The coding region runs from base 73 to 615 and encodes 180 amino acids. The transcript is spliced from 4 exons. Gene Ontology annotation, cellular component: cytosol; nucleus.